GUUUCAGCUAAUACUUGUCUAGCAUACCGUCAGCAAUGAGCAGACGGCUGUUGAAGUUUGUUGGAGUAGGAGAUGUAUGAAUUGUGUGUUCAUUGUUAUUAACGAAGUGUUACUGUUAAGAAACUACAAGUAUAAACCUAGAUUAAACGUCAUAACAGUUGGAUUACGACAUACAGUUUUAAACUUCGAGCGUCAAUGAAAGUAUAACCUUUCGCUGCCUUUAUCUGUCAUCGGUAACUUGUACACAAAGGGUGGUAUCGAUGUGUAAGCAGUCGAUCGUGGUCGAAGUAAUGACUUCAGCUCGCUAGAAUGGACCUCUGACGGCGUCCACACGCAGAGACUGGCAUAUAUACCAAGAAACAGUGGAACAUUUACGAUAAUUAGUGUUUUGACGGUGUCACCAAAAUGUCACGUCAGCAGCCAGAACGGAAUAUUCCACAUCUGCGAGACAUAUUUGGUUUCCAUGGCAACUGGAACAGUCAAACACCUCGCAACAAUGAAGAUAUUACACAACAAACGCUAACGAAAUUUCAGGAUAUGAAACUGUCAAAUGACGGUAGCAAAGAUAGGCUUCCAGGAUCUUCGUCUGCUGGAAAUGACAGUGCUAUAUCUGUUGGUUCGACAAGCGAAGAUGAAACUCCAAGAGUUCAGGCACCAACUAAUAAUAAAAAGAAAAAGCAACGUUCUAGACGUGAUAAUUCGAGAACUCUGACAGAGAAGGACGUAAAACAUUUAGAACGGCACCUGUCAAUGAAGAAAACCAUUCGGAAGAAGAUAAUGAGAGAUUUACAGCAAGCUUUUGUUGAAGAUCCUAAUGAAUUUAGAGUGGAAGAUAUUUCUCCUGAGCAAUUGAAAGCAGAAAUAAAUAUUCAAAGUCUGAGUUUUGGAACGCCUUCCCAGAAGACUGGGAAGAAAGCAUCUGCUGAAUCGAAUUUCCUAGAUAUGCUACGAGGUGGCAGCACUAACAGCACACCUAGUGGUAGGUUUAUCAACGAUGACGAAGACUCUGGCCAUGGUUCGCCAACACGAGAGUCAUCUAGUAACAGAAUUGGAGACUACGACGACGACGAGGAUAUAUACGAGACGGAAUCAGGAACCAAUAAGAAGACAAGCUUUUGGCGGCGUUUUACUAUGAAGGGUCGAAAUAAGCGAUGAAAAUAUUAUGCAAGUAAUGUACUCUUAGUGUGAUAUUGUAUUAAUGAGCUUAUAUUAAAGUCCAGCAACUGUGAUAUCAAAAAUUUAUCCUUGCUGUAUUGGGGUUUAGAAUUUUGGGUAAAGAAUGUAGCUAGUCAGUAACAAUGAAUCUUUAAUAUUUGCUGUUUUAUCAAGGGGGAAUUUUAUGUGACGAAGCGAAACGCAUUGAAGGUAACAAUGGCAGCCUUGAGAUUAACAUACAUCAAUACAUGUUAUAUAACAUCUUUGAGUAUGUGAUAGACAAUGCUUCGUAGAUAUAUUAACAAUAUGGAGAUACAUACAAGUAGUCUGUGUGCCUUCUAAAUAUUUAUACUUCUGUUUUUGCCUUUGAUAUAAGACUAUUUUUAUUUGAGGAGGAAACAGGACAAAAUUCUGUUUGAUAUAAUUUAGAGUAGGUCUUUAAGAUGAAUUCUAGGGCCUUAUGAAAUGUUUUUUUUCUAUUAAAGUUGUCUCAGUUUUAAAUACUUGGUACUUCGUACAUAAUAUAAUUUAUAAGUAUGUUUAAAAAAAAGUGUUAAAACUUCAAGUUUGGAAUGUUAAAAGGUAAGAGAAAGUAUGAAAUUAUAAAACUCAUCAAAAAACUUCUAAUCCAUCUCCACAGAAUCUAUCAUCCAAUUAAUCUACCUUCUAAGAUGCAAAUAUAUUUCAUUGUGAAAUAGAUUUUUAACGUAAUAGACUUGGUGAUUGGGUGUUAUUGUAUUAGUUAUUAUGUAUGUUCACUGAUGAUUUAUGUUCCUAAAAACUUCAUUUUUAUUUUGUGUGAGAGUUGAAAAAAAAUGUAUAUAAAUAUUUUAAUACGCAGUUGCAGACAGAUUACAAGGGAUUCCACACACAAAAAAAAAGACAGGCACUUUUAACUAGCUGAGCAACUAUUAGCUCCUCAGGAAGAGCUCUGAUCAUCGGAAUUAGUAAGAGUCGACAGCUUUCUCACGUUGUCGAUUUGUAGAUGUAAUGUAAUUUAAUAUUAUCUUGUAGGUUUGUUGCAACUCUUGCUUAGCGUUUGAAAUAUUUUCUCAUGAGUGAGUUUAAGUACUGUUCUAUGAAGGUUAAGUAGACUAUUGGUGGAUAAAAAAGCUGACCUGAUCUAGAUCAUGCUACUGUAUGCUUUUUAAUAACAUUCAGUGUAUCAGCCAAUGAGAACACUGUGUGUUUUGAUAAUUAAUUACACAAUAUUUUGUCAUUUAUUAAGUACUAAAGUGAUGUGACUGAAUGUAUAAUUAAAUAAGAGAAUUGAGAUACAAUAAAUAAUAGUAUCAAUGGA
Molecule: messenger RNA, 2455 nt
Organism: Zootermopsis nevadensis
Lineage: Eukaryota; Metazoa; Arthropoda; Insecta; Blattodea; Termopsidae
Source: RefSeq, a predicted model, not a curated record